AUGAUAGAGGAAGAGCUUGAGAAUUUUUCUAAUGAUAAUGAAGAUGAGUUGGAAGAAAUCCAUUUUGAUGAAAGUUCCUUGGUUGAGAGCUUUGACGUGUAUAUUGUUUUGCAUGAAAACACGGUACACGAUCAGCGUGUUUACAAUGCCCCGUCUGUUGAUGAGGUUGCUGUGAUUUGGCCAGACAACGCUUCAUCAAGUGAGAGUUUAAGCCCUCACAUACUGGUCGCUGGUAAAUCCUAUGAAUGUCAUCGAAUUUAUCACAAUUACGGGUGCUAUGACCCAUUACAGUACCCAUUGUUGUUUCCUUAUGGAGAUUGUGGCUGGACGCAAGGGUUAAAGAAAAUAUCUCAUAGUGGUGCAAAUCAGUCUGCAACAUAUCCAGAUCUUGUAUUGUCUUGUUCUGUGCAUACGGCUGAGGACGUGUUGGAUCAAGAAGCAUCACGGGCAGGUAGGAAGAAUACUCAAGCAUAUAAGUUCAUUUCUCUAAGAGAAUACUACGCUUACAAGUUGCAGAUUCGACCUAAUAAUAUGUUGCUACGAGCCGGUAGGUGUCUGCAGCAAUACAUAGUUGAUAUGUAUGUAAAUAUCAAAAAUAUCAGACUCCAUUAUUUUCGCAAUGAUCAAUCGACUAUCAGAGCUAAUCUGUAUCAAGGAAUUCUUGAUUCUCGAGAUUUGGGCAAACUGCUGCAUAUAAUGUUGGGCGUAGGGUCAUUUUGCCUCCUACUUUCAUCGGAGGGCCUCGGGAUAUGUAGAAAAGAUAUUUAAAUGCCAUGGCUCUUGUUCAGAGAUCCGGUAAGCCUGACUUCUUUGUCACUAUGACGUGUAAUGCUAAUUAGCCAAAAAUAAAGGGAUAUGUUAGAUUUGUAAUAAUGCGUAGUUUAUUAAUAUGUAAUUUUCACAAUUCUUUCAUUACGAAAUUAAGAAUA
Chenopodium quinoa (quinoa) is the source of this 929-nucleotide messenger RNA. RefSeq lists its product as uncharacterized. The record is from RefSeq and is a predicted model, not a curated record. The coding region runs from base 1 to 768 and encodes 255 amino acids. The transcript is spliced from 3 exons. NCBI's taxonomy places the organism in Eukaryota, Viridiplantae, Streptophyta, Magnoliopsida, Caryophyllales, Amaranthaceae.